CUCAGCCACACUUCAGCAAAAUGCAGUGGAGUCUACUACAUGCAGCAUCUCAGCUGGCACAUGGGACGUGUUUGGUUUUUCCUCGCACUAGUACCUUUCAGUGCUUAAAAGGACAAUCCGUGUUGUCUAAGGUUGGAUGCAAAGUGAUUCUGACACUGGACCCUCCUAAACGACGUCUUCAUGCAGGUGCAGCACACUUUGCCUCAAAGAAAAGUGCUUUUUCACCACAGCCAGCAGACACUCCCCACAAAGUACCGGAAGAGAGAAAUCCCUUGACUUCGGCCACUGACACACCCAGGCAAAGCCCUGUAGAGUCAGAUUCUUCAGAUGCGGAUCCAUUACAAGACAAAUCAAUUAGUCUCGUUCAGAGAUUCAAAAAAACUUUUAAGCAGUAUGGAAAAGUCAUGAUUCCAGUGCAUCUUCUGACUUCCACCGUGUGGUUUGGAUCCUUUUACUAUGCAGCCAUGAAGGGAGUGAAUGUUGUCCCAUUCCUAGAGUUGAUUGGCUUACCAGAGAGCAUCGUAAACAUCCUGAAAAAUUCCCAGAGUGGAAAUGCACUAACUGCGUACGCGCUGUAUAAAAUUGCAACUCCUGCCAGAUACACUGUGACUUUGGGAGGGACGUCCAUCACCGUUAAAUAUCUACGGAAGAGUGGCUACAUGUCCACCCCACCACCUGUAAAGGAAUACCUGCAAGACAGGAUGGAGGAAACAAAGGAUAAAAUCACUGAGAAGAUGGAAGAAACAAAAGAUAAAAUCACUGAGAAGAUGGAGGAAACAAAGGAUAAAAUUACAGAGAAGAUCCAAGAAACCAAAGAUAAAGUUUCAUUUAAAAAAAUAAAGGACUAGGAGAGAUACUUAAUUUCGGGAUGUAUCCAACUUAGCACUUUAACCAUUUGUGAGGCAGGAUAUAUGAAGUGCACUUCUGAGCUUUCUU
Eurypyga helias (sunbittern) is the source of this 936-nucleotide messenger RNA. It is a transcript of the gene MIMS1, whose product is annotated as family with sequence similarity 210, member A. Gene Ontology annotation, cellular component: mitochondrion. Lineage: Eukaryota; Metazoa; Chordata; Aves; Eurypygiformes; Eurypygidae. The record is from RefSeq and is a predicted model, not a curated record. The transcript has 3 exons. The coding region runs from base 21 to 848 and encodes 275 amino acids.